AUGAAUUACGAAAUGUUCGUUUCCGGGUAUAAAAUGCAACGAUCACGCUUAUUGAAAAGAAAACAAAUGGCGAAUCGCCGCAUUGCUACCACUAUCAAAACAAUUAAGGAUUGAAAUCGAUUAUAUACCACGUGUUAUGAAUUUUGUGCGUAUAUUUGAAUUAAAUUCUAGAUUUUUUUGUGAUCAUUUGUCAACGAUAAAUAAUAUUUAUAUUUAAUCUCUCAAAUACAUGCCAACAACUUUAUAUAUACGAGUAAGUAAUAAAUAUAUAUUUUAGCGUUCGAUUUAAAAACAUUACGCGGGAAGUGUAAUCCAUUCCGAUUAUUUUUUGUUUUAAUUUCUGAACGAUUAAUAACUGUUCGAUUUUGUUGGUUAGGAUCGAGGAACCGUUUCUUUUUUUUUUUUCUUCGUUUGUACUUGUCACAUUUCUUGGAUUUGCACGAAAGAAGAAACAAGUGGAACGAAAUAAGGUUAUAUAGUUUUAUGUUUGGCGGCAUAUCGAACAAAUUAAAUUUUUCUAGAUAUAGUAUUAUUAUUUUUAUAUCGUUUUAUCUAAAAGUAUGUUUCAUAUAUACAUAUAUGAGAUAUAAUAGUGAUGUGCGAUAAAUAUAAUAUUGAGAACGUGGAAAAAGAGAACUUGAUAAUUUAGGAUUUGAAACAACAACAUUUCCAAAAUGAUUAUUAAAUUUGAAAAAAUAAUAAAUUGUUCCUCGGAACAUCCAUCUUAUCCUGCUAGUAAUCUGUUGGAUCAUCGUAAAAAUAUCUCAUGGAGAUGCGCUAAACCUGGAGAAAUGCUAGCAAGUAUUAUCUUUCAAUUGACUGAAUCUUCUAUAAUAACAGGUAUUGAUAUCGGUAAUUAUCGUUCUUGCGUUGUUAUUGUUACUGCAUCAACGUUAUUGGAACCCGAUACCUGGCUACCUAUCGUACAACACCAAUUUAUGACAAACGACGAAGCUGCUAAUGGUAAAUUUAAAGAUCAAGUACAAUUAUUCACAAAAAGAGAUCUAAAUCCUGAUAUAUCGAAAACAAAAUUUGAUCGGAUUAAAGUUACUUGUAUGCAGUCUGCGAACUUAAGGGAAUUGUUCGGUCUAAUGUUCUUCAUAGCAAAGACAGAAGUUAUUAUAGACUUAGGGAUUGAUGUUUUUGGUCGCUUUAAAUUAAAACAGAAAGAUGAAAAUAAUGAGAAGCCAGAUAUAGACAAAUUUAAAGAGAAAUGUCUCAAGAUGAUAAAUAAUAAAACAAAACCAGAUCCUAUGGGUGAUUUACUUAAGAAGGUAAAAGAAAGUGGUAUGUCAGCUUUCUCGAAACGCCAAGAAGAGGAGAGAGAGCCUAUGAAAAGACCUUUGUUAGAAAAAUUAGAAGCUGGAAAAGCUGAUGAAGUAUUUGGAAAGCAAAACAAAGUUUCUAAUAAUACUAUAAAUAAAAAUACAUUGACUACGGAUGUAGCAAUAGCUAAUGCUACAGGAAUAAAGGAUAAACAAAAUGAAAAUGUUAAGCGUACUCCAUUUGGAGAUAUUGUGCCAUCUCCGACUCAAAAAAAAGAUAAAACCGAUUUUAAAAAUGGUAAUGGUAAAGUCGAGUCAAAAAAACGUUCUUUGAUUUUGGAGGAAAAAGAUGAAAAUAAAAAAAUUAAAAUAGAAUGUCCAAAAUGUUCUAACAAAUCAGAUGAUAAAUCAUGUUCCAUAUGUGGACGUUUGCCGCAACCCAAACCACUUCCUUCUACCACUAAAGUCAAAAAAAAUAAACGAAAGAAAUUAUUUAAAGAACUCCUUCAAGGUAUCAGCUUUUCUCUUAGCGGAUAUGUUAAUCCACAAAGAGAUGAAAUUAGAAAGAAAGCACUUUCAAUGGGGGCCAGAUAUAUUGGUAUUCCAAACGAGUCGAAUGCAUGUAGUCAUUUGAUUUGCGCCUUUAGGAAUACACCGAAAUAUUUACAAUUAAGGAAUUACUCUAAAAUUGUAUCGCAUAUGUUCAUUGAAGACUGCUAUAAUAAGAGAAAAAGAUUCCCAUGGAGAAGAUAUGCUUUGGAUAACAAAGAAAAAAAGAAACCUGAAAGUGAAGAUGAAAUCGAGGCUUAUGCAUCAAACGAAGGAACGUCUAAUCCAUUCGAAGAAGAUACAGAUUCUGAGACGUAUUAUUAACAAAACAAACGAUCUCUUUUGAUAAGAAAAUAUUAAAAAUAACAAUCCUUUUAUUUUUUAUUUUAUCGUUAUAUACAUAAAAAAAAAUUUAGUCCUUUUUUAUUUUGACAAAGAAAAUAAUUCUUAUUUUAUUUAGUAUUUUAUAAAGUUAUUUGUCCUUUAUUGAAGUAAUAAAAGUUCUUAUUCUAUGUGCAUUUGAAA
Molecule: messenger RNA, 2339 nt
Organism: Vespula pensylvanica (western yellowjacket)
Lineage: Eukaryota; Metazoa; Arthropoda; Insecta; Hymenoptera; Vespidae
Gene: XRCC1
Product: DNA repair protein XRCC1
Exons: 2
Coding region: 675-2138 (487 amino acids)
Biological process (GO): base-excision repair; single strand break repair
Cellular component (GO): nucleus
Molecular function (GO): damaged DNA binding
Source: RefSeq, a predicted model, not a curated record